AUGUGUGACCAUAAUAGUGGAGGAAGUAGUGGCCACUGCUGUCAUUCUCACAAAAGUGAUGAGUCUUCAUUAUUCAGUCUGUACAAGUUUAUUGAUGUGCAGAAUGUAGAGUGUCUAAACGAAUCUGUUUCUGGAAGCGGCAAACUUGUUUUCAAACCAUAUGAGGACCGUAAAGAUUCAAGUGUUUAUGUCGAAAGUGAUGCUGAUCAGGAAUUACUUUUCAACAUUCCUUUCACCGGAAAUGUAAAAUUAAUGAGUAUUAUCAUAGCCGGUGAAGAUACAGAACAGCAUCCAAGUCGAGUAUCGUUGUUUAAAAAUAAACCAUUCAUGACUUUUGAAGAUUCAGAUUGUUCAACAAAGUUAUCGUAG
Molecule: messenger RNA, 369 nt
Organism: Trichobilharzia regenti
Lineage: Eukaryota; Metazoa; Platyhelminthes; Trematoda; Strigeidida; Schistosomatidae
Source: the annotation of a GenBank genome assembly